CGUCAGCUCCUCUCACUUGCCGCCCACCAGCUUCAUCCCCUCCCUCUCUCUAUCCUUUGCACACAAUAUAUCUGCACCUGAGUGGGGUAUUGACUUCCAGCCCGCUCUUGAUGAGGGAGGAGAGAUUUGCGGGAUACCGGCGUCUUGGAUGAUACUGUACAUGACCCUCCCAAGCCCAACUCUUUACACUUCCGCGCAAUGCCGCUCAUCUCGAAGACGACCUACUGCACGCAGGGCGCUUACAUGAUUCCACCCUAUGCUCAUGGUGCAACGACAGCAAAGCUAAUUGUGAGACUGAUUACGUGUGCAAAACCGUCGCAUUUGCUACGACACACUUGGGCCUGUCCAUCAACUGUCGUCAUCAGUGACCGAUUCAUGAUUCUCAACUGCAGAGAUAGGUACAUACAGUGCAUUCAUCCUUGGAGCAUGACGGUGGGGUAUGUAGAACUACUGAGCGUAUCGAUGCUUCGAGGUAGAGUGUCGACGUACGGAUUCUCCGCGCGCGCUUACGGCCCGCAACCGGACUCCAUACAGCUGCAUCGUUAG
Molecule: messenger RNA, 546 nt
Organism: Periconia digitata
Lineage: Eukaryota; Fungi; Ascomycota; Dothideomycetes; Pleosporales; Periconiaceae
Source: the annotation of a GenBank genome assembly